AUGCAACGAAAGGAGAAUGAAGAAGAAAGGAAUCUGAGGAGAUCGCUUGUAGGAAUGAGAUGCGAGGAUCAAGGACGAAGAGAUAAAGAAGGAAAAAGAUGUGAGGAUGAAGGGAAACGUGACGACCCAAAACUGAGCUUCUCAAAGCAUUGUGGGCAAUUCCGACGAGGAUCUGUUAGAGAAGAAGAGAUAUUAAAGAAGAUUACUUCGACAAAGUUUCCAGCGAGCUAUGUUCCUCCUGAACCCGUGUUGUCUCAAGAAGAAUUUGAAAACGAAGUAAAUCUCAUGAUGGUAGAUGUUAUGGAUACUAUGGAUGCAGAACCCCCAUCAUCCCAUGACCUUAGUAUGAAUUAUACUCCUUCUAUUGGUAAUUUCAUUUUAAAUUACUCUAACCAGCUAGACUAUUGGUAUGAGAUUGAAAAUAGUUUUUAUAAGAAGAAAUUUAGGAUAGAUUACUUCACUCAGUAUGACAAGAAUACUCAUUUCUUCCAUGAUACGGUAAAGCUUCGUAAUAUGUAUAAUACUAUUCAUACCAUAAGAGACGAACAAGGAAACUGGCUGGAUAAUAGAGAACAAGUACUUUCGCUCCUGUCUUCCCAUUUCAAAAAAGUCUAUAUCUCUUCUAAUCCGAGUAACUCUGAUUUAGAAGCUGCUUUGUGUAAUCUAAAACCGAUUGUCACAGAUGAUAUAAAUAGUUCUUUAAUUUCUAUUCCUUCUGAAGAUGAAAUUUUUAAUAUUGUGAAUAUGGAUCCUUGGAAUUCACCGGGCCCUGAUGGUUUCCCGGCUGGUUUCUUUAGGGAUAAUUGGGUUGAAACUUCUCAAGAGGUGAUCUCUCAUGUUCAAAACUUUUUCAAUACUAAGUACCUUCUUAAACAAAUGAAUCAUUCCUUUAUUACGCUAAUACCUAAAGUUAAAAGCCCAUCUACUCCCAAUGAUUUCACCAUUAGUUUGUCGAAUACUAUAUAUAAGAUCAUUCCUAAGAUAUUAGAAAAUAGGAUUAAACCUCUAAUGGAUUCUAUCAUUUAUCCUUUUCAAUCGGCUUUUAUUGCAAAUGGGCAGAUCCAUGAUAAUGUUAUUAUUAGUCAAGAGAUUCUCCAUUCUUUCAAAAAGAAAAAGAAGAAAGUUAAGAAUGGUUUUAUGGCUAUCAAGCUUGAUCUCUCCAAGGCUUUUGAUAGAUUGGAAUGUCCUUUCAUUAUUUCUGUUUUUAAGAGGUUAGGUUUUUCUGAUGAUUGGUGUCAUAUGAUAUUUCAGUGUAUUAGCACAGUUUCGUACUCUGUUCUGGUCAAUGGUUCUCUGGGAGAAAUGUUCUUCCCCUCUAGAGAUGACUGCAUGUUAUUUUGUAAAGCUUCUCUCACUUAUGCUAGAAAUCUCAUGAAAAUCAUUGAUGUUUUUUCUAAGGCUUCAGGACAAGUCAUAAGUUUUGAAAAGUCAGGUUUUAUAACAAGUUCAAAAAUGCAUCAUAAACACAUUAAACUUUUUUCUAGAACCCUUAACAUCAAAUUUUUAAGUAAUUCUGAAAAGUACCUUGGUACGCCUUUGUUUAUCAAUAGGAAUAAAGUUAGGUCUUUUCAAUUUAUAAUUGAUAAAUUCUAUGAUAGAUUGAGUUCCUGUAAAAGAAUAAAUCUAAAUGUUGCUGGUAGGAAUGUGGUAACUAAACAUGUUCUCUCUAAUCUAGUUGUUUAUCAGAUGUCUUGCUUUCCUCUUCCUAAAAAGAUUACUGCGAAGAUUGAUUCUAUACAGAGAGCUUUUUGGUGGUCUAAGAAAGAUCCUAGACAUGCUUCUUACUUUAGUUCUUGGGGAGACAUUGUUAAGUCUAAACCUUGUGGAAGUCUUGGAAUUAGAAAUACUUAUGCAACCAACAGAGUCUUUAUCUGUAAGCUAGGUUGGAGAAUUGUUCAAAACCCGGAACAGUUAGUUUCGGUAUUUUUAAUAAAUAAGUAUUUCCCAAAUCAGAAUUUAUUGGAGAUUGAUAAAGCUGCAGACUCCUCUUCUUGGAUUUGGAAAGGUAUUGUUAAGGGUUUGGUCUUCCUUAGAGAUAACAUAGUUAGAAAAAUUAAUGAUGGGUCCUCAACUAAUAUUUGGACAGAUAGUUGGAUACCAUAUGCUACUUCUCCUCCCAUAUCUAGUAAUCCUAAUUAUUCAGAUUAUAAACUUGUGAAGGAACUAAUAAAUGAACAGAAUAAUAGUUGGAAUGUUAACUUGUUAAAUGAUUUGUUUUCUCCUGAAGAUGUUAUUAAAAUCAGAUCCAUUAGAAUAAAUGUAGAUCAAAGUGAUAGAAUUAUGUGGGCUCAUACAAAGAAUGGUAUGUUUACGAUUAAAUCUGCUUAUAAAGUUUAUGUGAAGGAAAGUUACACGAUUAAGGAGUCUUCUUUUUGGAGAAAGUGUCUUAUUGCUUCGCAUAUCUGGUUUGGUUUGUCUUUCCAACAUUUAAUUUCAGUUGAUUUGCAAGGGAUUGAUGAUUACUUUCUAUAUUGGUUUGAAAAUGAUUUGGGUGAAUCUCCGUAUGUAGCUAAUUGGCCAAGCAUCGCUGCUGUUAUUAUGUGGUGUAUUUGGAAACUUAGGUGUGAUGUAGUUUUCAGGAAAAUAGCUAUAGAUUUAAACAAGGUCAUUCUGGAAGUGAAAAGAAUGAUAAACUCUUAUAUUAAGCCUGCCAGUCAUGUUCAUUCUUGGAAUAACAUUAUUAAGACUUUCAGUGAAGAUGUAGAUCAUUUCUUUUUUGUUGAUGGUUCUUAUAAAAAAAUUCAUAUGGGUGUGGGUGUUAUUUGGUGUGAUGUUGCAGGAACAAUAAGGGGUAGUCGAGCUGACUUUGGAUUGUUUCCUGAUGUCGUUGGAGCAGAAUCAACUGCGCUUUUUUUUUGGUUGGUGGAUUUUGUGAAUGGAGAUUGCACAAAUGUUGGGUGGUGGAGUAGUGAUAUUAUGUCGGAUUGUCGGAGUCUGCUAUCUAGUCUUAGAACUUUUAAACUUAUGUAUAUUAAGCGUGUUAAAAAUAGACUAGCUGAUCGGCUUGCUCGUUAUGCCAGAAAGUUUUGUAUUAAGAACGAAUGGGUUCCCUUUCCACCUUUUUCGGAUGCUUUUGCAAGGGAGGAACCCUUGGUAAAUGUUUGUAAUUCUCUUUUAAGUUAA
Messenger RNA from Papaver somniferum (opium poppy), 3123 nucleotides. RefSeq lists its product as uncharacterized. Bases 1 to 3123 code for a protein of 1040 amino acids. The transcript is spliced from 6 exons. Lineage: Eukaryota; Viridiplantae; Streptophyta; Magnoliopsida; Ranunculales; Papaveraceae. The record is from RefSeq and is a predicted model, not a curated record.